AUGCUGGAUCACAUCUCGAUCUCCCACCAGAGCGGUCUCAUUCUGUGGUCGCGCUCGUUUACCCCGGCUUUCACCGAUCUUGCGGCCAGUGUCAACUCGCCGGUCAACAGCCUUAUCAGGGAGGCCCUGAUCGAGGGCAAGGCUCGCGGAGAGGAUGAGGUCUUUGAGCGUGAUGGUUACAGCGUCCGGUGGACCAUGGAGAACGGACUCGGCCUCGUCUUUGUUGUUGUCUUCCCCGCCCUCCUGCCGCUCACGUACAUCCCCGCCAUGCUGCAGCGCGUGAAGCAGCUCUUCCUUUCCUUGUUCGAGCCAUACCUUCAGUCGCUCGUUGACGUGCUUUCGAACCGCGGUGGCGUUGUCGACCAAAGCCGAUCUGCGCUGCGCACGCUCGGAGAGAAGAUCGUCGAGGAGCGCUGGGACAAGAUCUUCGACAGGUGUCUGAAGACUUUUGAGGGUAGCGGAGGUCGAUCUCGCAGCCUGCCGCAGCGUCAGAUCCAUCUGACUGCUGGACCGACCGAUUCCAGUAAGCUAACUCCGGCCACUGCUUUCCAGCUGACGCCAGGCCCCGAUGUGUCGGACGACAACAGGGCGGCUCCCUCUGCUGAGGAGAUAGCGAAGAACGUGCAGGCGCUGAAGGGACGUAUGAAGGGACGCAAGGGCGGGCGUGGGCGCAACACGGCGUCUCCCUCGCCCGUGCCGUCUCCGUCACGCAAGGCAUCGGGCACCACCGCCAAGCUCAUGCGCAAGUGGGGCGACUCGCAGGUGUCGUCGCAGGACAUGGCCGCCCUAGAUUACUCUGCGCCGGCACCCGAGACGGCGACCGUCGACGUUGACGCUCUCGUCUCGACGGACGCCAUGGGCACCCGCACCGCCACCGGCAACUACGAGGUCGCCGACUGGGAUUACGGACGUAAUGACGACCUGCCGACUGAGGAGGAAAUCCUCGCCCGCCGCACGCAGAAGCUGAAGAUUGACGAUGACGACGAGGAGCCGGAGGACAGUGGAACGUGGACGAACAUGUUCUCGCGCCUCUCCGGCAAGAAGGUUUUGACGAAGGAGGACCUGCGCCCGGUGCUGGCCGACAUGGAGAAGCACCUCAUGUCGAAGAACGUCGCGAAGGACAUUGCCGAGAAGCUGUGCGACGCCGUUGGCUCUGCGAUUGUCGGCAAGAAGCUCGGUGGCCUGACGAGUGUCAAGUCGGAGGUGCAGCGUGCGCUGUCGGACUCGAUGACGCGUAUUCUGACGCCGAAGACGUCGACGGACAUCCUCGUCGACAUUCAGCGCAAGCGCUCACAGCCGUCGUCCAUCGCCGACCCGAACUCGCCCCCGGACCCGUACGCUAUCACGUUCGUCGGCGUCAACGGUGUCGGCAAGUCGACCAACCUGUCAAAGGUCUGCUUCUGGCUUCUUCAGAACAACAUGCGCGUUCUCAUUGCUGCGUGUGACACGUUCCGUUCCGGUGCUGUCGAGCAGCUCCGCGUGCAUGUGCGCAACCUAGGUGCGCUUGGUGACGAGCUCGGCAUGGGCACGGACGCCGCUGGCCAGCGUCGCAUCGAGCUUUACGAGCGUGGUUACGGCAAGGACGCAGCCGGCAUCGCUAAGGACGCCAUUGCUUAUGCAAAGGAGAACCGGUUCGACGUUGUGCUUAUCGACACUGCGGGACGAAUGCAGGACAACGAGCCGCUCAUGCGCGCGCUCGCGAAGCUCGUGACGGUCAACAACCCGGACAAGAUCGUAUUCGUCGGCGAGGCGCUGGUCGGCAACGAGGCCGUCGACCAGUUGACCAAGUUCGACCGUGCGCUCAAGGACUUCUCGUCCGCAAGCGGCUCGACGAAGCGUCGCGGUAUCGAUGGCAUUCUCCUCACCAAGUUCGACACAAUCGACGACAAGGUUGGCGCGGCGCUCAGCAUGACGACACAGGGGACCGCUGGACCGCUCGCUGAGCUAUGGCGUCCGCUCAUGGCCAUCCACCGUAGCUCACGACCGGACACCUCCUCCAUCCAUCACAACUUUUCUGUUCCCCAUCCAUCUUCCCCGCCUUCGCUGCUUCCUUUUGCUACCCUCCAGCGACAGCCUCAUUCAAGACGUGCGUAUCGAGUGUCCGCAACUGUUUCAUCGCCGAUCUCAUCACAACAUACACAUCCCCCCAAGUCCUCACGUCCCAAGCCCCAAGACUCUCAAGUCUCAACGACGCCUCCCAUUCCUUACUCCCUUGAGCAAUCCCUUUUUGCCCCUGCCAGAUCCCUGUGUCCUCCUGUCUCCAAGAGCUCCUAG
Trichosporon asahii var. asahii CBS 2479 is the source of this 2274-nucleotide messenger RNA. Its product is annotated as signal recognition particle binding protein. NCBI's taxonomy places the organism in Eukaryota, Fungi, Basidiomycota, Tremellomycetes, Trichosporonales, Trichosporonaceae. Gene Ontology annotation, biological process: SRP-dependent cotranslational protein targeting to membrane. Bases 1 to 2274 code for a protein of 757 amino acids. The transcript is spliced from 6 exons. Gene Ontology annotation, cellular component: signal recognition particle receptor complex; endoplasmic reticulum membrane. Gene Ontology annotation, molecular function: signal recognition particle binding; ATP hydrolysis activity; GTPase activity. The record is from RefSeq and is a predicted model, not a curated record.